Messenger RNA from Trematomus bernacchii (emerald rockcod), 3674 nucleotides. RefSeq names its product multimerin-2-like. The record is from RefSeq and is a predicted model, not a curated record. Lineage: Eukaryota; Metazoa; Chordata; Actinopteri; Perciformes; Nototheniidae. Gene Ontology annotation, molecular function: protein binding.
CAUGACUGCAGUGGGAGAACUGGUGCUGGUGCUGGGCUUACUGGUGAGCGCUCACUGUGAGGUGAGAGGAAGAGACCCCGAGGACGCAGAGGAGCAGGGAGGAAGAGGAGGAGGAGGAAGAGGAGAUGGAGGAGGAGGAGGAGGAGGAGGAGGAGUGUACCCUCCCUUGAUAGAGAGGCUUCUCCCAGGAGUGACAGAGACUCCCCCUUUGGGAGAUAGAGGAAACUACCCAGCCCGAACCGGGAACUGGUGUGCGUUUGUUCAGAGGCGCGUUGUGUCCACGGCAGUGGUGUGUGGAACAGAGAAAUACACCAUCCAGUCUCAGAGUCCGUGUCCCAGCCGCACCCCCGACUGUCAUCUGAUCAUGUAUAAACUGUCGUCCCGGCCGCUCUACAGGCAGAAGCAGCAGAUUGUGAGCGCUCUGCUGUGGCGCUGCUGCCCGGGAUACGGAGGACCCGACUGUGAGGCCACAGACCCUGAUGCACAGCAGGAUUCUGGGAGCUCGGCUCUGAUUGGAGGAUCUGAACCAGUGAGGACUGAGCUCCACGCUCCAGGUGUGCGGGUUCGGCUCCAGCAGCAGCGCAGCGACCCAAAUCGGGAACAGAACGACUACCAGGAGUCCCCGGUUCUACAGAAACACCAAGACCACCAAAAGCACCAGGACCACCGGGAAAACCAGAAUCACCAGAACUACCAAAAGCCGCAAGAAAACCAGUAUCACCAGGACAACCGGGAAAACCAGAAAGACCAGGACCUCCAGGACCUGUAUGAUAAACAGGACCAACAGACCAACAGCACCACGCCCCCCCCGGUGGACCAGGACUACCAAAAGCCGCAAGAAAACCAGUAUCACCAGGACAACCGGGAAAACCAGAAAGACCAGGACCUCCAGGACCUGUAUGAUAAACAGGACCAACAGACCAACAGCACCACGCCCCCCCCGGUGGACCAGGACUACCAAAAGCCGCAAGAAAACCAGUAUCACCAGGACAACCGGGAAAACCAGAAAGACCAGGACCUCCAGGACCCGCAGGACCUCCAAGACCUGUAUGACAAACAGGACCAACAGACCGACAGCACCACGCCCCCCCAGCUGGACCAGAACCACACCUCACCCCCCACCACAGACCCAAGUAACCUCAACCAUCACAGGGAGCCAGAACACCUCCGCCCUGAUGAGCUGGAUGCCCCCUCCACCCCCUCCACCCCCCAAAUGGUGGCGCUGAUCCUGUCCCAGCUGCAGCCGCUCCUCCAGGGCUUCAACCGCUCCCUGGAGCUUCUGACCCGGCAGGUGGGGGACCUGGCCCGGGACGUGGCCCAGCUGAAGAGCCUCCCUCUGCGGGACGAGAUGCUGGCGGAGCCCCUAUAUAACCCUGGGCUGGACGAGACCGCGGAGCAACACCUGGAGGCCAGACUGGAGGAUCACAUCAGGGAGGUCCAGAGGCAGUUAGAGGACCAGCGGAGCCACAUGGAGCACAGGCUGCACUCCCAGCAUGCAAUGCUGCACUACAACCUCACCAACUUUAAGACGGACAUCGACGUGAAGUUGAAGCGAAACCAGAAGAUGCUGCAGGUCAGCCUACAGGCCAUGAACGCCACACUGACGGAGCUGAAGCUGGACCAGGACCUGGACCUGGACCAGGACCUGGACCAGGACCAGGACCAGGAACAGGAUCUCCCCCCUCCUCCCUCCAUGUCUACCCGCCGCCCACUGAUGCAGUCCUCAGACACGGCGGCGCUCUGGGAGGCCGUCGAGCGCCUGGACAACAUGGUGGUCAACAACACGGUGAAGGUUGUGGGGCUGCUGGAGGACAUGGAGGCCGCCUCGGGCGGCAUUCAGCAGCUGUGGCGCAAAAACAAGCAUCUGGAGACGCUCAUCAACCAGACAGCUCGCGAUGGGCAGGUUAAGUUCAUGAUGACGGGUCUGGAGGUGGAGGCGGCGCGGGAGACGGUGCUGCGGCGGGUCGGGGAGAUGGAGGGAAACCUCAGCCUGCAGGGGGCAAGGCUGCAAGAGAAUAACUUGGACGUGGACUACCUGUUCAUAGUCUUCAACAAACAGAACGCCACCACGGGCUGCGACUGCACAGGGCUGCAGGACGCCGUGCGCCGCCUGGAGAGGGGCGUGGCUAAUGUGACGGAGCUGGCCAAUGAGAACAGAGUAGCCCUGGAGGAGGAGGGUGGCGUGGGGGCCGGGCAGUGGUGGGGGGACUGGGGACCGGCGGUAGAGGCGCUGCAGCGUGGCCUCCAACAGGUGAAGGAGUCCAUGUCCUCGGAGCAGAUCCACAGCCGGGCCCUGGAGGUGAGCGUGACCCGGAUCAGGAGCUUGUUGACGGAGACGCAGACGGAGGUGUCCGCGCUGCAGGAGGAGGACGAGCGGCUGGACGAGGAGCAGCAGCGUCUCGCCGCCUCCUUCAAGUCUCUGCUGACGGACGCCAUCAGACACAGCGACGUCCUGGAGCUCCUGCUGGGGGAGGAGGUGAUGGAGUUCCUGGAGUGGCCCGUCCAGGACCAGGAGGCACAUUCAAUCCCAUCCUUGAAGGAGCAGCUGAGGGUCCUGCAGGAGCAGCUGGGAGGGAAGAGCAAACCAGGAGACAGAGAGGAGGUACCGUCUGCCGACCAGCCUUCAUCAUCUUCCUCAUCCUCCUCAUCCUCACACCCCCUCCCUGACAUGAGGAGCAGCUCAGGAUCUGCAGCCCGCGAGCGUCAGCAGCUCCUCCUGCAGCCCGGGGGGGACGGGGGAGACCUGUGGAAGCUGGAGCAGAGGGUGGAGGAGCUGGGGUUAAAGCUGCUCAGCCUGCAGGAGGAAAGGGAGGCGCCCCCCGCUGGUGUGGAGGCCAAACUGCAGGCGGAGGUGCAGUGGCUGAGGAGAGGCCUGGAGGAGCACCUGAAGGUCUUCAAGAACGUGUUCAGUAACGCUGAUGUGUUGAUGAGCUCCGACGCAUCGCUGCAGCUCGACCAGCUGUGGCGUCUGCUGAAGGAGAAACAGGGGAGGAAGGAGAGGAGGAGGGGAGGACACGAGAGGAGCAGGAGGGAAGACUCAGUUGUGGCCCCGGUCCCCUCCAGCCUCUCGGGGGCCUCCCUGCUGAUCGUGGCCGGAUCUCCUCGCAGCGUUUCCAGCGUCCUCGUGUUUGAAACGUCCUUAAACCGCGAUCAGGUUUACUCCGACAGCGGCGUCUUCACGGCUCCUCUGAGCGGGGUCUACCUGUUCUCCCUCACCCUGGACCUGAGACCUGGACCCACACAAGUGAUGCUGAGGAGGGGGGGGGCAGGGGGGGUGCCGAUGUCCCUCCGUCGACGAGGGGGGGGCACAGAGGGGCCCGUCACCGGUGCGGUGGUCCUGCCUCUGAGGAGGGGGGAGGAGGUGAGGCUGGAGAUAAAAGAAGGAUCGUUGAGGGAGUCAAGGGACACCGUGUUCAACGUGCUGCUGCUGCACCAAACCACCUGAGGGCGCUGUGGGCAAAACAGACUUUUUUAAAUCGAUUUUAUUGUACAAAAUGAGAUUAAAUUGCAAAAUCUCAAAAAACGUCAAAUUUAAAUAAGGUUUAAUACAGUACAAAAACAACUUAAAGGUCCCCUAUUAUACUGUUUUUCAUCAAUAUAUUACAGGUCUCAGAUAUAUACAGAACAUGUCUCUGAAGUGUUUGGCUGAAACACCAAACAGAUCAUUGCAGCAU